This is a messenger RNA of Patella vulgata (common limpet), 3946 nucleotides long. Its product is annotated as monocarboxylate transporter 12. Gene Ontology annotation, molecular function: monocarboxylic acid transmembrane transporter activity. Gene Ontology annotation, biological process: monocarboxylic acid transport; transmembrane transport. NCBI's taxonomy places the organism in Eukaryota, Metazoa, Mollusca, Gastropoda, Patellidae. The transcript has 5 exons. Bases 1786 to 3090 code for a protein of 434 amino acids. The record is from RefSeq and is a predicted model, not a curated record.
AAAAUGUCGCACAAAGUAGAGUGACUCUAGACAAAAUGCUUUAAUCCAUAGUCAAUUCAGUACAAAUGCGUGGCAUUCAAUUAAAAGAAAAGUAAAAUUACUGUGUUCUUAGAUUUUUGAUACUUUAUUUUGCCAGCUAGAGGAAAUAAUAAUUUUUGUUUCCACUUUAACCGUCUGCCCGAAAAGUCAGAUUGCCCGAAAGUUAAGCCUUUAAUGAAAAUAACAUACUUGAAUCGAUUUUUUCUGCGCAUGAGUAAUUAUACAUGCCAGACGACUCAGUAAACCAUCGGGUCAACAUUCACACUGGACGCUGAUUCAAGGCAGACGGAAAAAUAGCUUUCGCUGUGGAGCAGUUAAUCUGGAUCUAUGAGGUUUUACUACAUAAAUCAAUAUUACAGAAACGUGGUACUAAUUUCCACUAUGUUGUAAUCGAUGUGGAGAUUAACUUGACGAUUAAGAUAAUCAAAGACCGUCAAAUCGCGAUUAUGUAGAACGCUAACACUCAUAAACACACCAAUGAGGUGGCGUAGUAAUACUAUUCUGUGGACAAGGCGAUGUGCGCUCUCAGUAUACUAAGAUUAUCAAUAAGUCCUGUAUUAUAUCGCAGGCAAUAUUGUAAUGACUAUAAGAUACGAAAUAAAUAAAUUAAUACUAAUAAUGAUUGUGACAAAUAUCAAGCGAUAGGGAACUAUUUCGUCCGUCGAACACUAAACAUCAUCAUAUGUCCCUGAUAAAAGUGAUUGAACGAGUGAAUAUCAUAUCAACAAUGUUACACUAUACCAAGCUAGUACUACACUUCAAGAUACACAUCUUUGAUACAGACAUAAUGUGAUACUAAAAUAAAGGCAAGAUCAUCUUUUACGGCGACGCCUAAUGUGGUGCAACGAGCGGAUAUAUUAAAUCAACACGAACAAACUGUACUCCGCUAGUGCUGCACCUUAAGUUACCUGCAUGAAGUGAUAUUAAAUUUAUAUAUUUUUGUCCACUUACACAAUUACUUAUAUUAACAGAUUUCGUCUCUGAAUGGUCGUCAAAAUUGUUUAAAAUGGUUACGUAAUUAUGGUUUAGAUGAGGUUUGACGUUCACUCAACACAAACUAUGUCAUUGUGAGACUAAAUUGUGGAAAAUCGUUAUUUCUAAACAUCUCUUUCGAUAAGGGUACUUAAGCAGUGAGAGGAAACCGAAAAAUCCCGUAGAAAAACCACGAAGGUAGGAAGCUGGGGCAACCCUACUCUGUCAAUCCCUUGUCACUUUCAAACCUGGGACAGAAACCGGUUUACCAAUAAAUGAUAAGUUUAAUGCUGCAUUAUGUAAGAUUUAGAUUAUUUGUUAUCAUAUAACAACGUGCUUGUUAAUCGAUAUUCAGCCUCGCUUUUCCAUUUUUAAAUUAAAUCAUUAAAUGGGGAUCGUAUUUCAUUCAUGACUUGUGAAUAAAUGUCUAAAUUUAUAUAACAUUUGAAGCCAAAAUAAAACCCCUAAAUAGUCCGAUUUAGUUCUUGAAUAAUGCAUCUUUAAUGUAUUAUUAAGGUAUACCCCGGGGUCUACUUCAAUACAAUAUUAAGGUUUUUGUGAGUACAUAAAAAGUACACACGUCUAUUCAGUUUCUUAUUUACUCUCCAGUUUCUUUCACAGUGGUAAUAGGCUAAUGUUCAACCUCAUUUCAUACCACACGAAUGUGUGAAUAUGUGAGGUUAGGGUCUUGCCGAGGUUGAACUAUAGUGAAAUACUAGACGAAUUAAGAACUUCAACAAAUUAAGUGGUUUCCAGAACAACUAACAGCUGAUCAUGAGUAAAAUAAAACCAUGGGCAUGGGUUGUGUUGACAGCAUCUUUUCUUGCUUUCUUUUUUAACUCUUCACUGAACUAUUCUGCUGGCGUACUACAUAUAGCUUUAUUAGAAAGAUUCCCUGAAGAGAACGUCACAACGAUAUCAUGGCUGGGAGCACUUUUCUCCUGUAUGUUUUCCUUAGCGGGAUGGACGGGGAGUAUACUUGUAAGCACGUUUAAUGCUAGAGUAUGUGUGAUGCUGAGUGGUUUGGUUACUUUAAUCGGAUUUGUUUUAAGCAGUUUCGUAGUAAACAUGAAAUAUCUGUUUAUUACCUACAGUCUAAUUGCAGGAAUUGGUCAAGCUAUGUGUUAUUCGGGAACAUUGGUUACGCUUGGGUAUUAUUUUAAAGAGAAGACCGGCAUGGCAUCUGGCAUAGCCUUGAGUGGCUGUGGGUUAUGUACUUUCGUUUUUCCCCCAUUAUCACAAUUUCUGAUCGCGACCUAUGGUUUAGAUGGGGCAUUUUUACUGCUCGGUGCUCUUGGUUUCCAAGCGUCGGUGUGUGGUGCCUUAAUGAGACCCACAGAAUAUGAAGUACGCACAAAUAGAAAAAUAUGCUGCGAUAAAAAUUCAAACACUGUUUCAACACCGGGUAAAAAAACCAACAAACGUAACUGGCGGGAAAAAUUCAGAUUUUGCAAAUCGUUACCUUUCUUCUUAUUUUUGAUUAGUUCGGUGUCUUUCAAUAUGGCUCAAUCAACAGUUUAUCUAUUUAUACCGGAUUACUUUGUACAUACUGGGUCCUCGCCCCAGGAAGCAGCUUUUGCUAUAUCAUUAGUGGGUGUUACUGGAAUAUUAUCUCGAGUUUUAUUGGGAUUUAUGGUUACAUUAGUGGACACUGCUCUAGUUUAUGGUAGUACAUUCGGAAUAAUUGGUGUUAUCACUGUGUUUUUAAAUUACAUGACGACUUUAGGUAGUAAAUUAACCUAUACAUCACUGUUUGGGAUAUAUAUGGGAGGUUGUUGGGCUUUACAUUACACUUUGUUAGUGGAUAUCGUAGGAUUAUAUGAUGUGCCCGCUGCUCUAGGAAUUUCUAUGAUGGCGUGUGGUGGUGGAUAUCUUAUCGGCCCGCCUAUUGCAGAAAUGUUUGUGCUGAAAUUUGGUGAUUAUUACUACGCAUUUGCUUUUACAGCUGCCCUAUUCAUGUUGGCGUCAAUAACUGGAUUUGCAAUGAAGGCCUGCCCGAAAAAGAUUGACGUUUUGGAAGUUGAAAUAGAUGAAGAAAUACAAACUUGUAUGAUCGCAAACAUUGAUGGAGAAAGAUGAUGGUUAACUUAUCGUUAGAAAUUGGAUUGUAUUUUAUAUAACUGUAACAUAUUAUCUGUAUGAGUCAAGUCGAGUUUGGUUUAUAUUGAACGAUGGCAUCGAAGUCGUAGCUUUACUAUCGCUAUUGUAUAGUUUUUACGCUCCAUUGAAAUAUGACCACACACUUCCGUCGCACCGUCCGUAGCCUACAAUUUCUUGUUAGCACUCUACAAAUCAUGGAAUGGUUUUAGGGAAAUGAAGAAUCCUAUUAAAUGUCAACUAUGUCCAUUAUUUACUCCAGGGUUAAUGCCCUUGUUUACUUUGUAAAAUCUGAUUGAGGAUCUAGUAACAAAAUUAUCUGCUUAAAAUUUAUUUUGCUCAAUUCUUCCUUUUAUCAAAUUUCAACAUUUCCCGUGUAUAAACUCCUAGCGUUUUUGUCCUUGCUCACAAGUGUUAUAGGGUGAGUCAUCAUAUGACCUUAAUCAAAUUAAUGUUGUAUCGAGUAAUGCCUUAUGUAACAAUUAUAUGGAGGGUAGGGGUGUUGUUGCGACCGGAAGAUUGAAAUUGCCAAAGAGUAGGGUCGCCAUUUUGACCGCGUCGUUGACCCAUUGCUAUAGACGCCUACGCGAAAGCGAAAUAUACCAUAUUAUUAUGUUAGUCUCGAAAUGGCAUAUACGCCAAAUCCCAUUUACUUUUCGUUUACCUAACACCCACAAUGCUAUCUUCAUGUACCAAGAACAAUUUAGUUGUGGGAAUUGCUUAGUUUUUGGCAACCGAUCUUGUAAUCAAGCCUCGGUUUAUAACCGAACAGUGGUCAGAUGGUCGUUCGUUUGAGUAUGAUUAAUUUGUGUAUUUCAAGUAAAUAUUUUCAUCCUAA